Hippoglossus stenolepis (Pacific halibut) is the source of this 3804-nucleotide messenger RNA. RefSeq names its product hepatocyte growth factor (gene hgfb). The coding region runs from base 105 to 2246 and encodes 713 amino acids. Lineage: Eukaryota; Metazoa; Chordata; Actinopteri; Pleuronectiformes; Pleuronectidae. The transcript has 18 exons. Gene Ontology annotation, molecular function: signaling receptor binding; serine-type endopeptidase activity. Gene Ontology annotation, cellular component: extrinsic component of plasma membrane. Gene Ontology annotation, biological process: proteolysis. The record is from RefSeq and is a predicted model, not a curated record.
CAGUGGUGGAAGCAACAUCUCCUGGUUGCGGUCCGACAGCGCUGCGCAGUGAGAAGCAACAUUUCCCAGUUUGUUCCCGAAGCUGUUUGAGGUGUGACGCGGGGAUGUGGAUUUACAAGAUCGUUCUCGGGCUCGUCCUCGUUUCUUGUUCUGAGGGCAGGCGAAAUGCGCUCCAGGACUAUCAGAAGACUGAGGGUAUCCGGUUGGGCCUGGUGUCUCCUGAUGCCUCCCACUUGACCAAAAGCAGGAAGCUGAGCAUGGCCAGGUGUGCUCGAUCCUGCAGCCGCAACAAAAGACUGCCCUUCACCUGCAGAGCAUUCCUCUAUGAUCAUAAAAACAGGAAAUGCCAGUGGCUGUCAUUUGAUAGGAACGCACCAGGAGCUCAGAGCCAACAGGACUUCAACUACCAACUCUAUCAAAAGAAAGACUAUGUCAGAGAUUGCGUUGUGGGUACAGGUCAGAACUACAGGGGUCCGAGGUCAGUGACAGUGAGUGGGAUCCUGUGCCAGGCCUGGGCCUCUCCUGUUCCUCAUGAACACAAAUUCAUGUCCAAGAGGUUCAGGAAGAAGGACCUCAGAGAAAACUACUGCCGCAACCCAGACAACUCCAGCGUCGGCCCAUGGUGCUUCACCACGGACCCCCGACGACACCUCAGAUACCAGGAGUGUGGCAUACCACAGUGCUCACAGGUGGAGUGCAUGAGCUGUAAUGGGGAAGAUUACAGAGGGCCCAUGGACCACACAGAGAGUGGAAGGGAAUGCCAGCGCUGGGACCUGGAGGAACCACACCAACACCUGUACCACCCCAAGAGGCACCCCAACGAGGGCCUGGAUGAUAACUACUGCAGGAACCCAGACGGACGCCACAGACCCUGGUGCUUUACCACAGACCCUAACACACCCUGGGAGUACUGCGACAUCAAAGUUUGUGAAACCCCCCCUGAAAGUAAUAGGGUGGACACAACCGAGUGUUACCAGGGCAGAGGGCGGGGUUAUAAGGGGACAGUGGACAUGACACCCACCGGACUAACCUGCCAACGCUGGGACUCCCAGCAUCCCCAUAACCACACAUUCUUUCCUCAAGCCUACCCCUGCAAGGACUUGAGAGAAAACUACUGUCGCAAUCCAGAUGGCCAAGAAUCCCCCUGGUGCUUCACUACGGACCCAAGAGUCCGCACAAUGUCCUGCACCAACAUCCCUCAGUGUGGCACCCAGACAAACCGUGUCAGUGUCUGCUACGAAGGUUUUGGAGAGACUUACCAGGGAGAGCUGUCGAGGACUAGAUCAAACCUGCCCUGUGCUCCUUGGACCGACCACAGCAACAGCGGUGAGAGGGACAUGCUGAUGUCUGGCCUGGAGGGAAACCACUGCAGAAAUCCUGAUAAAGACAAACACGGCCCCUGGUGUUAUACCAACAACUCUGCCAUACCCUGGGACUACUGCACUGUAAACCCAUGUGUUGGUUCACAGAACACCAUUCCACUGGGUGAGCUGUCCUCUGUGGGGUGUUUCAUCCAUAAGCGAACAAGGAUUGUUGGAGGAGGUCCAGUGAGAAUAUCAGACGGCAGCUGGAUGGUCAGCAUACAGAAAGGCUCCGUGCACUGGUGCGGGGGUUCACUGAUACGAGAGAAGUGGGUCCUCACUGACAGACAGUGCUUCUCCUCAUGUGUUCCGGACCUCAGCGAGUAUCGGGUGUGGCUGGGAGUCUCUGAUAUUGGAGAGGGCGCUGCUGACUGGUCCAACAGACAGGAAGUCAGCAUAGCUCAUGUGAUAUGUGGCCCAGAAGGCUCGAGUUUAGCCCUCAUAAGGCUGUCGAAGCCUGCACUACCUGCAGACAACGUCCAUACGAUUCAGCUGCCUGUGGCCGGGUGCUCCAUCCCAGAAGGAACGAUAUGUAAAAUGUAUGGAUGGGGCGAGACCAAAGGCACUGGACAUGACGAUGUAUUAAAAGUGGUUAACCUGCCCAUCGUCAGCAACGAGCGGUGUCGAGAAAUGCACAGAGGGAACUUCCACAUCAGCGACACCAAGAUCUGUGCAGGAGGCAGGAGGAAUGAGGGAGUGUGUGAGAGGGAUUAUGGCGGCCCUCUUGUGUGUCAGGAUCGAGACAGCAGGGUUAUUGUCGGCGUGAGCGUCCAUGGCAGAGGCUGCGCUCGGGCCAACCAGCCGGGCAUCUUCAUCAAUGUGCCCUUCUACACCCAGUGGAUCCACAAGGUCUUCAAAUACUACCCCAACCCUGAGACUGAUUAAAGUCAGAGGAGAAUAAACCAGAACCAGGGGACAAAAUCAAGCCCGGAGCCGCGACUUCUGUAAAUCCAGCUGUGCAUUAGGACACCAGAUGUCUAUGUUGUCCAUAGCCCACAGGUCAAUAAGCAACUGAUCAGAGAACAGAUGAAUGGAAGGGGAAACAUUAUGAUUAAAAUGUAUUAUUAACAGACACCACAGUGAUCCUGUGACUCACUGACAGGAAUUAUGAAGAGGAAAAGAAGUAUUCGUAUUUCAGAAAUGGGAAAUGAAGCUACAGCAAAAGAAAAUGACCCGUUCCAAGUUUUAUGUUACAGUUAAAAGGAAAUUUGUCCUUGAUUGAGUUUGAAGCACACCAGACAAAACAUUUGGUUUUCAUGUAUUUUUUUUUGUCUUUUGUUUGGCGAAAUUCACCAGAGCAUGUGUGCAUGUGAAUACUCUUGAUUCCUGGCAUUACUUGAAUGUUCUAAAACACCAAAGUGCAGUGGUUCAGCAGCUCCCUCGGUAGAGUACCUCAAUAGGCCACUUAGAAAAACUAUCCAAUGGUAGGGCAACGUUAAGGGCACUCCCGCCAUAAAGUGGCCCUUACUGUACAUAGUAUUUUAAUGAGUGUAUUUGUGACACUCUACAGGUGAUUUGGGUCUUAUAGAUCUAUAACAAGAGAAAAAUGAAUGUCGUGUUUGGCGGAUGAAUUAUGUACAGAAUGUUAUCUACAUUUCAGCUUUUAGCCAUGUGUCUGUCUCAUCAUGCCGGCUCCACAACAAACUCCAUGUUCAGUAUUGUACUGUUAUCACAAUACCACUGACUGUAUAUCUAUGGAUGCUUGUAGCCUCCUGUGUAGAUAAAGGAAUGUAAGGCAGUCAGCAGAAAAUGUAACGUUCACGUGUACACGCAAGCUUUUUCUAUACAAAAUCAAAUAUUUCCUUAAUAUGCUUAUGUUAAUUCAUCAUGGGUGUGUAUGUUUGUGUGUUUGUGUGUGUGUGUGUGUGCAUUUUUCUGCAGCAGUGCCUGUAUGCAAAAAACAAACUGCAGAAGGAGAGUGUGUGUGUGUGCGUGUGCAUGUGAGGUUGUACAUGUUAGAGCCAGAGCUGAAUGAAUUAUCCUCUCCCAACACUCAGGCCUUGGCAGUCCUCCAAUUCCAAUCCACUCUGGAUAUUAGCCUUGCAAAGUCCGUCACUUUAAACUUUGUCAUGGAAAAGAAGGUUUGCUCUUUGUAACUGUGUUGUCUGUAAUAGACGCUUCACUGAGAUGACUGAAAGGCCCUUGAAACAAAUUAACACCCCUCUUUUACCAGUGUAAAUGAUGGAGCUCGUUUUAUAUUGUAAAUACGUUAUGUUUGUUUAAGAGUGAGUGGGUAAAUGUGUGUGUGUGUGUGUGUGCACUGAAAGAUGCUGCAAGCUGCUAUACCCUAAAGGUUGUACAGUGCUGUCUUCUGUUCUCUGUAUAAUGUACAUUGACUAUAAACUUCAUGUCAUUUUAACCAACACGCUAAAUAUAAAACAUAUUUCCAGCGAUUAUUUUGAAUAUUUUAUGAUGUCUGUCAUAUUAAAUGUUUUUUAUCAAA